AUGCAGAUGCAGCCAGUUCCUCCCAUUCCGCCGUCGAACCCGAAGAUUGUGGUGCGUGCCGACAGGAGCUUGGUCGUCUCUUGGGAUUGCGACAAGUCCCAUGCCGAUGUGACCAGUGUCUUCCACCUUACAGUGGCAUACUUUGAUCCCGAGGGCCCGAUGCUUGAACCGGAGGAGACCAGGUCGAUGACAUGCCCGGGCUCGGGAAUGCAUGUGGAAGCCCGGGAUGGACCAGGAGCGUUGAAGGCAUGCACGGUCAUGGUGUCUGUGCAGGCAGCAACCCAGACCUCUCCGGACGUUCGUAGCUCUGCUGUGAGAGCCCAGGCCAGCUGGGAUGAUGUGCAGUCCCCGGAGGAUGGUGCUGAAGAUCUCGAGGAGCGGCGGAAGAAUCUCGUGGGUCAGCUUGGAACAUUUAAUCAAGUGCGAGGCUGCAGGAUGAAUGUCGUGAUCGUCGGAGGCCAGCACCAUGGCAAGUCGAGUUUCAUCAAUCAUGUUCACCGUUGUUGGAACAACGACCUGACGGCCAACGACCAGAUGGAGUCGGCUCCUGCUGGCAUGGCAGAGAAUACGCAAGAGAUCUCGGUUUUGGAUCUUGACGAGAGGCUGAGUUUGAUCGACACGCCGGCCAUCCCCAACAUGGGCAGCGAAAUGGCUGAUGCUUUCCGGUCUCUGCUCAAGGCAGCUCAGAGCCCAGGGACACGGCGCCGGCAGUUAGCUCAGGGGACAUUCAUGGACAGCUUCCGAAGACCACCUCAUGCAGCCAUCGUGGUUAUGUCGCUUUGCCAUUGGCGUGAUCAGCAAGAGGAGAUGCAGGGCUACUUGAGGGCCAUGGCCAAGGAAUUGAAGAAUGCCUCUGACGGAAGAGUUACCUUUCCGUUCGUCGUGGCUGCCACCCAUCGUGACGAGUUCCUCCGUGACUCAAAAGCAUCAAGACCCCAUGAGGAAUUGAACAAGGUCCUCGACGCCAUGAAGAAGGCCGCCAACACUGCCCACGUGUUUGCGGUAAGGAGCUACCACAAGGGCAGCAGCUCAAGUGCCGCUGUCAACAAGGAGACGUUCGAUCUCCUCUCGCAGCUCGUGACUCUUGCAGGUCGCCAAGACACAGGGGUCGUAGUUGCCCAGAGCCAGUAUCUUGCAGCUGCGAUUGCGGCGGGUGUUGUUGUGCUAGCGGCUUUGGGCGCAUGCAAAUGGAGGCAGUGA
Messenger RNA from Symbiodinium sp. CCMP2592, 1200 nucleotides. Lineage: Eukaryota; Dinophyceae; Suessiales; Symbiodiniaceae. The record is from the annotation of a GenBank genome assembly.